AUGCAUACGAUGAUCAUCACUACACCACAGAAGGGAGUCUCUGAGGAUGGCCAAAACACUCUGGAGGGGACGAUGGGGGCUUUUGAUCAGCCGAUAAUGACGUAUACGAGUAUUGAGGAGGCUCAGGAGAGGCCCUUCCAUGUCGUGUACGCGUGUGAUAGGGAACAAGCCGACGCCGUAAUGGCCAGCAUUGCCAGUCUCGUUAGCAAUACAGAGGAGCCUAGGGCCCUACAUAUCCACGUCGUCGUGGGCAGCUCCUCUGACCAGCUAUACUUCGCCCAAGUGUUAGGCUCGACGGACUCAGUAACGCUGAGGGGCGGGGCUCGGCUGAGUCUCCAAGUGGUAGAGGCACAGACGAUGAUGGUCUCGAACGUUGAGGAGGAGGUUGUGAAAGUCGGGCAAGUCAUGUCUCGCUCGGCAACAUGUGCUCAUCAGGAGCGGGGGAAUAUUCGAGCGAUCGAGAACUUCGCUCGAUUCUACCUGGACAGGAUCAUCACUGUCAAAUCUGCCCUAGAGGGCUCGGGAGAAGCUGCGGUGGCCCUAGCGAAACGCAAUAAGCCGACGACUAUGGAAGCGUUCAUAGAGGCGGAUAAGAGAUGUCUCGACCUCGAUGUGAAAGAGCGCAUCGGCAGGCUGAAGUCGAAGACUGCUUACAACGCGGGCGUGAUGGGCAUCCAUCUUGGGCGGUGGAGGAGUUUGCAGAUAAGAGAUCGUGUCGAGCAAUGGAUCAGUUGGCACAACAAAUGUCGCAUUUGGAAGGGCGGCUCCCAGCCUCCUCUGCUGUUGGCCUUGUACGAUCGGACUACAGCCAGGCUGGGAGAAGAGCACAACGUGAUGAUCGAGCUGCCGUCCGAAUGGAACUUUGCUAACCUCGGUUGGAAGACCGACUUCUCCGCGACGGAGCUGACACGGCAGAAAGUUCUUCAUUGGAAUGGUCCGAAGAAGCCGUGGUUGCCGAAUGGCCUCUACGUCGAGACUUGGUUACCCUGGCGGAGGAAGUUUGAUUCAUUGCAAACUGGCAGAUACAUGCGCAAGUUUUAUGAAUCGGCUCGGACGGUGUCGGGCAUUCGGGUAGAGAUUAUUCAUGACGGUUUGCCUGACGACUUUAUUGCCAAUUAUACCACUGAUAAGAUCAAGUUCAUAUACUGCGAUCUGCACCAGUACGAGAAAAGACUCGGAGUUAACGAUGUUCGAUACUACUGCUUCAAGGAGCGCCUAAUCGCUAAUCCCGAGUGGGAGUUUGUGUUCACGACCGACCUCACAGAUGUGUUCGUCAAGAGCAACCCCUGCCCUUAUCCCGAUCAGGCCAGAAAGCAUAGAGACCGCAUAUUCGUCGGCCGAGAGACAGUAGACUUGCCGAAUCACCCAUGGAUGGAAAAAAGAUUCAGGGAAUUGAGCGGAAAAUAUUACGAUUGGUUCCGCAGCCUGAGUCCAUUUGGCCCUGAGGAUAAGCGCAUCUUCAAUUGUGGCAUCCUGGGUGGUAGGCAUCUCACCACACCAUACGACUUGAGCAUUUGCCCCCAAGGCACCCCCCGACUUUUGCUGCGCCUCUUCGACCGCAUGCUUCAAGUUAUUGAGGAUCCCCAAUUACGUAUUCGGAAGGAGAGUCCCGACACGGAGGUUAAUGUGAACAUGCCGGCCCUCAAUUGGGUCCUCUUCACCUCCUACCCACCAGAGUCGAUUCAAAGCGACCAGCCAGUACACAGUCGAUACAAGUCGUGGGAGGCGGAUCGGACUGAUGUCUGGUUUGUGCAUAAGUGA
Molecule: messenger RNA, 1761 nt
Organism: Perkinsus marinus ATCC 50983
Lineage: Eukaryota; Perkinsozoa; Perkinsida; Perkinsidae
Exons: 18
Coding region: 1-1761 (586 amino acids)
Cellular component (GO): Golgi apparatus
Molecular function (GO): glycosyltransferase activity
Source: RefSeq, a predicted model, not a curated record